AUGGCAUUCCUAGAGAGCAGAGCCGCUGCUGCGGUUGAACCACCACUGCCUCAGGCAGUGGGCUACGCUGUAGUCGUCGGAAUUGGGUUUCUCAUAGCCUUUGUCAUGGUUUUCGUAACGUACAUUCUCAAAAAGACAGUUGGCGAAGACAACAAAACGACGGAAAUGUUCAUGACGGCUAAUAGGAGCGUGGGUACUGGUCUGACGGCAUCCGCAGUCAUCUCAUCCUGGCUUUGGAGCACUGCAAUGCUUGGGAGUACACUGGUUGGCUACAAUUUUGGUGUAGCCGGACCCUUCUGGUUUGCUGCCGGCUGCUCGCCCAUGAUUGUUUUCUUUGCCGUGCUAGGUAUUGCUUGCAAGAUGCGCAUACCCGAAGCUCAUACGCUGCUGGAGAUUGUGCGCAUACGAUAUGGCAAGGUGGGACACUUGGUAUGGAUCGCCCUCUGUCUCAUUAACAACAUUAUUGCUGUGGCAAACAUGUUGCUCGGUGCGAGUGCCGCAAUCAGUGCCCUCACUGGUAUGCAUGUUAUUGCUGCCACCUUUUUGCUGCCGGUCGGCGUCAUACUCUACACUUUUGUUGGCGGCAUCAAGGCAACAUUCUUGACCGACUAUUUUCAUACAUUUGUCAUCACCAUCAUCAUCUGCUUUUUCACAAUCAAGACAUUCUUGGUCCCUGAGAUUGGGUCACCCGGUGGUCUUUUUGACUUGAUUGUCAAAGCUGGCGAGUCGUUCCCCGUUGAAGGCAACCAAGGGGGGUCAUACUUGACAAUGACUAGUAAAAAUGCCAUCCUCUUUGGUAUCAUUCACGUAUUGGCCAACUUUGGUCUGGUCAUCAUGGACACGGGCUUUUUUGCCAAGGCAUUCAGUGCAGCUCCGCAGGCUGUUGUGCCUGGGUACAUUGUUGGAGGCAUUGCCUACUUUGCCAUCCCGUGGUGCCUGGGAACAAUCAUGAGCUUUGCCGCGCUUGGCCUCGAAGACACGCCAGCCUUUCCUACGUUUCCAAAUCGCAUGACCACCACUGAAGUCUCGAACGGGCUCGUUCUGCCCUACGCCGCAGUGGCUAUUGCUGGUAGCGGGGGAGCAGCGGCCGUACUGCUCAUUAUAUUCAUGGCAGUGACCUCGACCAUAUCGGCUCAAGUCAUCGCAGUGUCUUCAAUCAUAACAUUUGAUAUAUACCGACAGUACUUUAACCGGGCCGCAACAGACCGUGAUGUAAUUCGAUGGAGUCACAUUGGUGUGGUUAUUUUUGGCCUCUUCUCUGCGGCUUUCUCGACAGCACUGUACUAUGGCAAUGUGGAUCUCGGGUGGACUCUAUACAUGCUUGGAGUUCUCACUUGCCCCGGAAUAUUCCCUACCGUCUUUACAAUUCUCUGGAAGAAGCAAUCUAAAGCAGCAGCAGUUGUCUCUCCGUUGUUGGGCAUGGCAACUGGAAUAGCAGUGUGGUUGGGCUCUGCGCAUGCCCUUGGAGGUGAAAUUUCCGUGGCCACGACUGGUCAGACGUUGCCCUGUGUAUACGGUACGACGGCCUCUGCUCUGAGCCCAGGCUUGUAUUCGGUGGUUAUAAGUCUGGUGAAGCCAGCAAAUUACAAAUGGGAGGAGUUUCGCAAUGAACGACUUGCAUUCGAUAAGCCAAUUACAACGGACACUGGAAAACCUGAAGUUAUCCAGUCUGAAUCAACAUAUUCCGAAGACAAGAAAAAGCUCAAACAUUGGGGAUUAAUUGCUAGCAUCUGGGCGGCCGCGACUUUUCUAGGUCAUUGGGUCCUAUGGCCACUUCCCAUGUAUGGUUCCGGGUACAUUUUCGGAAAGGGAUUCUUCGAAGCUUGGAUCAUCAUUUCCAUCAUUUGGGUCUGGGGAACUAUGCUCAUUGCCGGGUUCUUCCCGAUUAUAGAUGGAUGGAGUCAGUUGAGAGCAGUAUAUCGUGGUCUCAAGCCGGCAAAGGAUGCGCCAAUUACAAGUGGCACGACUUCUCCGGAGUGA
Molecule: messenger RNA, 1980 nt
Organism: Pestalotiopsis fici W106-1
Lineage: Eukaryota; Fungi; Ascomycota; Sordariomycetes; Amphisphaeriales; Sporocadaceae
Exons: 5
Coding region: 1-1980 (659 amino acids)
Biological process (GO): urea transmembrane transport
Cellular component (GO): plasma membrane
Molecular function (GO): urea transmembrane transporter activity
Source: RefSeq, a predicted model, not a curated record